This is a messenger RNA of Echinops telfairi (small Madagascar hedgehog), 2937 nucleotides long. RefSeq names its product SRY-box transcription factor 8 (gene SOX8). The transcript has 6 exons. Gene Ontology annotation, biological process: morphogenesis of an epithelium; peripheral nervous system development; negative regulation of transcription by RNA polymerase II. Gene Ontology annotation, molecular function: RNA polymerase II cis-regulatory region sequence-specific DNA binding; DNA-binding transcription factor activity, RNA polymerase II-specific. Bases 1 to 1710 code for a protein of 569 amino acids. Gene Ontology annotation, cellular component: nucleus. NCBI's taxonomy places the organism in Eukaryota, Metazoa, Chordata, Mammalia, Afrosoricida, Tenrecidae. The record is from RefSeq and is a predicted model, not a curated record.
AUGGCGCCACCCGCUGCGGCCGUCGUGGGAGCUAGGUCCUCCGCGCAGAGUCACCAGGUCGCAAGAGAAAAAGGGGAGCUGGCGCGGCUCUCGGGGCUGCCGGUCCGUGGCCUCCCCGCGCGUUUGCUGGAAGAACCCGAGGCGCCCUCGAGGACUGCUGGGCCCGAGGCCAAGUCGCGGGGGCGGCCUCGGCUGCGCUCGGAGCAGCAGCGCUGCGACGCAGAGGCCUGGGGAGGCCUCCACCGACCACCCAAGGCCGCGCAGUCUCGGCGCCCCACACCCCGGGUCACACCCGGAAGGUCCAGGGCCCCCGCGUCCGGCCACGCCAUCCGCCCGGCGGCCCAGGAGACCCGGCAGCUGGGGUCAGCCCGGCCUCGCCCUGCGCUCCCGCCCGCCCUUUCCACGCUCGCUCCCGGCGGGGGCGGAGGCCUGGGUCACCUCCUGCAGACUCCGCGCGUUGGGUGGCCGCUGAACGUCGCGCCUGGUGGCGGACGCAACUCGCUUCGGCCAUCUCUCCUAGGGGGAUCCCCGGACCCCAGCUUGUCCCCACAGCGGGGCGCGCAGGGCGAGUGGCAGGGCCACGUGGGGCGCGCCGGGCGGGCCAGGGACCGCGGCGCCUUCUUGAAGGGUAGCGGGGCGCGGGGCCAGGCUCCGCCCCAGAGGGCGGGGCGCUCGAGGGCCAAUGGGGACCCGGUGCUGCCCGGACUGGCCUGCAGGCUGCUGAGUGAGACGGAGAAGCGGCCGUUUGUGGAGGAGGCAGAGCGGCUGCGUGUGCAGCACAAGAAAGAUCACCCCGACUACAAGUACCAGCCACGCCGCAGAAAGAGCAUGAAGCCGGGCCACGGGGACGCAGACUCGGGCGCCGAGCUGGGCCACCCCCCGGGCGGCGGAGGUGGCAUCUACAAGGCCGAUGCUGGCCUGAGCGACGGGCAUCACCACGGCGAGCAUGCAGGGCAGACCCACGGGCCGCCCACCCCGCCCACCACCCCCAAGACAGAUCCGCACCACCCAGGCGGGGGUGGGGGCAGCAGCAAACAGGAGCUGAAGCUGGAGGGCCGCCGCGUGGUGGACGGUGGCCGCCAGAACAUCGACUUCAGCAACGUGGACAUCUCAGAGCUAAGCAGCGAAGUUAUUAGCAACAUGGACGCCUUCGACGUCCACGAGUUCGACCAGUACCUGCCGCUCAACGGCCACUCGGUCUUGGCUGCUGAGCCCAGCCAGGCGGCUGCCAGCUCCUUCAGCAGCGCCUCCUAUUCACCCGCAGGGGCGGCCGGCCUGGGGGCUUCCCCAGUAUGGGCGCACAAGGGGCCCUCGUCGGCCUCUGCAUCGCCCACCGAGGCGGGCGCCCAGAGGCCCCACAUCAAGACAGAGCAGCUGAGCCCAAGCCACUACAGUGACCAGGCCCACAGCAGCUCGCCGGGCCGUGCCGAAUUCGGCUCUUACAGUGCGCAGGCCUGUGUGGCCACGGCGGCCCCCGGGGUGGCCACCGGCUCCUUCUCGGGCUCCCAGUGCGACUACACCGACCUGCAGGCCUCUGGCUACUACGGCACGUACCCUGGCUACCCGUCCAGCCUGUACCAGUACCCCUACUUCCACUCCUCCCGCCGGCCCUACGCCUCGCCCCUGCUCAAUGGCUUGUCCGUGCCCACCGCCCACAGCCCCACCAGUAACUGGGAGCAGCCUGUGUACACUACACUGACCCGGCCCUGAGGGGCUCCCCUACUGCUGACCGAGGUGAAGAGAGAACUGGGGAGGGAGUGGGACCCUUUCUUGACCAGGAAAAACUGUCUGGUGAGGCGUCUUUGGGAUGACCCUGGCUUACGAGGGCUGGGGGGUGGAGGGUGGGGGAGGCAGCUGCUGGAAUCUCAGAGACACCCCCACCCCACCCCACCCCCGUGCUCCAGGCUCCUGAGGUCCGGCCCCUCUGUCCUCAGCUCUCGGAGGUGGCAGAAGAUGAAGGAUGGCCACCUGGUCGUCGCCCCUCGAGGACCUGGGACACCAGCUUGUUGGCUUUGCAUCUGGGUUGAUGUGGGGACACGGUGUAUCCAAGAGUCCGUUUGGAGGUCCCUGGAGUCUCUGGGACUGGCAGACGGUGUUACCGUGGCGACGGAUCUGCCCAGUGGCAAGCAUCCCGGGGACGACAGUGGCUGUUGUCGCCACGGCUCUCCCAAGCAAGGUUUGGUUGUGCUCAACACUCCUUUCUGUUUCUGUUGUUUCAAAAAAAAUACAAAAAACCCCAAUUCUUGGAAGCUUCGAAGUGCUUGGUGCGCCUUGGACGCUGUUAGAAAUGUAUCUCUGCUCUGUCUUUUGUUUCUAUUAAUGAACAAAGUCGUUCGUGCAAACGAGUAGGAGCUGGUAGCUGGACUGGAAGGUGGGGGUGGCACCCACGCCUCUGGGCAAGUCCCCCGGGAGCUGGGCUCAUGCCGCAGCCCCUUCAGGACCUCGGAGGCUGGGGGCAUGACCUCAGCGAGGUAGGCCUUGUGCAGGCCCCCACCAAGAGGCCCCCAGACCCGCUUGUCUGGGGAAGGGUGGCCACAGAGAACCCUCACCGGAGUGUUUCGGAGCCAGGCGCCACUUACCAAGCUGUGAAACGAUAGCAUCCCCCACUGAACAGGCUCCUCCUUUCCCUAGCUGUUGGAUGGACAGUACCCGAGUCUCACGUACCGCCUGCACCGGAAAUGGAGCUUGCGAUAACCACCUCCUUCACAGAUAACUGUGCCUUGAAACCUUUGUACAUUUAAACACGGGAGAGGUGGCUCCUCCUUUGGACUUUUUCUAUUUGUUCCCACCUUUUUUUCCCCUUCCCUAAAACAACAACAACAACAACAACAAUGAACACACACACACAUCCCCCACCUCCACACAUUUUUUUACGUUGUUGCUUUCUCGUAAUUCUCUCUUGGGGAGGGGAGGCCAACAGGUGGGCGAGGGGGAGGU